This is a messenger RNA of Debaryomyces hansenii CBS767, 1386 nucleotides long. RefSeq names its product fructose-2,6-bisphosphatase. Gene Ontology annotation, cellular component: cytosol. The transcript has a single exon. Gene Ontology annotation, biological process: fructose metabolic process; fructose 2,6-bisphosphate metabolic process. The record is from RefSeq and is a predicted model, not a curated record. Gene Ontology annotation, molecular function: ATP binding; fructose-2,6-bisphosphate 2-phosphatase activity; 6-phosphofructo-2-kinase activity. Lineage: Eukaryota; Fungi; Ascomycota; Pichiomycetes; Serinales; Debaryomycetaceae. The coding region runs from base 1 to 1386 and encodes 461 amino acids.
AUGCCAGUAUAUUCAAUUUCACAUGUUGAAAAUGUUAGAGUCUGUGUGGUUAUGGUUGGAUUGCCAGCCCGGGGAAAAUCAUUAAUUGCUCAGAAGAUCGUGAGAUAUCUUUCGUGGCUCUCCAUCAAAUCUAAAUGCUUCAAUGUUGGAACAUACAGGCGGAAGCUCGUGCCAUGCGAAAGUACAACGGCAGAAUUCUUUGAUCCACACAAUGAGAAGGGGUUGAAAUACAGAGAGGAGGCGUUAAAUUCGGCGAUGAAGGACAUGAUGAAUUGGUUUACCGAGGACAACGGGGUUGUUGGUAUUUUGGACGCAACUAACUCAACAAGGGCUAGAAGGGACAAGAUUUUGAAACUAUGCCGUGAAAACUACAUAGAACCAAUGUUUUUGGAGAGUUGGUGUGAUGAUAAGGAUUUGGUCUUGCAGAAUAUUGCUGAUGUCAAGACCACAUCAACCGAUUAUGUGAAUAAGGAUGAAGACUAUGCAACUAAGGAUUUUUUGCAGAGAAUCAAAUAUUAUGAGGAUAUAUAUGAAACAAUGGACAGGGAUACAGACAGUGAUCUCACCUUUAUCAAAUUAGUGAACGUCAAUUCGCAAGUGAUUCUCAAUAAGAUUGAGAGUUAUUUGGAAAGUCGCAUUGUCUAUUACGUUAUGAACUUGCAUAUUAAACCCAGGUGUAUUUGGCUUUCAAGACACGGUGAAUCUGAAUUUAAUUUAACUGGGCAAAUCGGUGGUGAUGCAAAUCUUUCUGAGAGAGGAAGGCGUUAUGCUAAGAAGUUACCCGAGUUAGUUCUCAAGUCUUUUGGGGAAGAGAACAAGCAUACUAAUCUUACAGUUUGGACUUCAACUUUACAAAGAACACAACAAACAGCAUCAUUUUUGCCAUACAAGAAAAAAUUACAAUGGAAGGCUUUGGAUGAAUUAGAUGCUGGUGAGUGUGAUGGCAUGACUUAUGAAGAAAUCGAACAAAAGUUUCCGGAGGAUUUUAAGGCGAGAGAUGACAAUAAGUACGAAUAUCGUUACAGAGGUGGUGAAUCGUACCGUGAUAUCGUAAUCAGGUUGGAACCAAUUAUUAUGGAAUUAGAAAGACAAGAAAACAUUUUGAUUAUUACUCACCAGGCAGUCUUGAGAUGCUUAUAUGCGUACUUCAUGAAUGUCCCACAAGAAGAAUCUCCAUGGAUGUCGAUUCCUUUGCAUACGUUAAUUAAGAUAGAACCAGGAGCAUACCAAACAUUAGUCAGUAGAAUUAAAGCGGAUAUUCCAGCAGUAAGUACCUACAAAGAGAAAGGAACAUCGCAGUUGGGCGAGCUUGCGACCGGUUCUACCAUUAAAAGCAGAGAUCUCAUCAAAGACAGUGAAUGCGUUCGAAACAGUAUGCAACAAUAA